This is a messenger RNA of Colias croceus (clouded yellow), 502 nucleotides long. RefSeq names its product 39S ribosomal protein L42, mitochondrial (gene mRpL42). The transcript has a single exon. The record is from RefSeq and is a predicted model, not a curated record. NCBI's taxonomy places the organism in Eukaryota, Metazoa, Arthropoda, Insecta, Lepidoptera, Pieridae. Gene Ontology annotation, cellular component: mitochondrial large ribosomal subunit. Bases 83 to 427 code for a protein of 114 amino acids.
GAGGUUAUAGGUAAUACCAAAAAAUAUAUAAAUUUUGUGUAACAACAUAAAAUCUAGUUCUAAAUUGUGAUGAUUCUUUAAAAUGGCUCAAUUAAUGAGAUCAUUUGCCUUAAAACCAAAACACGUAAUCGCAAGAUUAUACAACAAGAUUGUAAUAACGGAUGAUGGAUCAACUAUAGUAGCAUUGCACAGGGAACAAGAAUUUCCCUAUGAAUGUUCCAAACCUCUGCCAGAUGAAGUGCACGAGGAUAAAUCUGUACUCCGUAUGACGGAUUAUAAUGAAGUUAAAAGAGUUUUCAAAGAGAUGAAACCAGAAUUUGCAAGACAGCAAUUAUCUUCAAUGACUCUCACAACACCUCAUCGUUGGUUCCCAAGAGCUAGAGACAAGAAGGCCAAAAAGAAUGAAAUGAAUAGACCUUAUUUAUAAACUUUUAGUAAAGUAUUGUUUGUAGUAUAAUAAUUAGUUUGUAAUAAAGUAAAACCUUUGUUUCUUUUUAUGUAA